Messenger RNA from Aspergillus brunneoviolaceus CBS 621.78, 1610 nucleotides. RefSeq names its product adaptin-binding domain-containing protein. Gene Ontology annotation, biological process: vesicle-mediated transport. Gene Ontology annotation, molecular function: protein-macromolecule adaptor activity. Lineage: Eukaryota; Fungi; Ascomycota; Eurotiomycetes; Eurotiales; Aspergillaceae. The coding region runs from base 99 to 1505 and encodes 468 amino acids. The record is from RefSeq and is a predicted model, not a curated record. The transcript has 3 exons.
AGCAUCACCAACUUUUUCUUUCGGGGUCUCUCUCCUCCACAAUCUUCAGCGAACGAAGCUCACCAAACCCAACCAGGAACACCACCUCCAACCUCAACAUGGACUACGACAACCCCUCCACCGCCACGAGAAACAUCAUCCGCAAUCCGCGCCGGCUUCUCAUCCUGUCGCCCAGCUCGCAUUCCACGACCAUCAUCCCCCCUCUCCUCCACACUCUCACCGGCGCACCGGUCACCGAGCCACCAUGCACAUCUACAACAGCCCUCUCCUCAACCACAACCCUCGUCGCCUCCUCCGCCGCCUCAACCGUCACCGCAGCCUCAUCAACACCCGCCCCGCCGACGACGACCACCAGUUUCGCCGGCUACACCACCCACCCGCCUCUCCCCAUCCAGAACCGCUACUACACAGCCGACAUCCCCAUCUGGGUUGACGAGAUCCCCCUCUCAUCAGCAGCAGUGCCAUCGCCACCAUCACCAUCCACAACCCCCUCCCCCGCGCAAUGGAAGACGGAAUUCUCUGGCCCCGACGCCCAAGUCGUCCGCGACGCCGUCGGCGCAGUGAUGAUCUGCGUCCGCAAUCCGGUGGACCAUCGGCAUCACCAUCACCAUCACCAUGACCCUUCAUCAUUUCUGCCGGGUUCGGCAUCAACCCUGGGGACUACUACGAUUCCCACCACCGCCUCCGAGUCCGAAGCGGCAGAAGAUCGGGCGGAUGUACGCGGAUUGAAGGAGUUCAUCCACGCUAUCGGGGAGGUGCGGGGCUUGAUUGAGGAGGAGAGGGGGGGCAUGGGUGUUGGGGAGGUGCCCGGGUUGUUGGUUUUGGUGGAUGCUUCAUCAUCGUCAUUUCCUGCUGGCGCUGGCGCUGCGAAGGAGAAGAUGAGGGGUAAUGGUGGUGGUGGUGGUGAGGUGCAUGGACUCGAUGGUGAGCUGGAUGAUCAUCUUGAUGUUGAGAUCGAUGAGCCGUUCUCCGUGGACUGGUGGGAGGAUCAAUUGUGUGAGAUGGGGUUGAUGGGGUGGGAGGUUGUGCGGUGGUGCCCCAGGGGGAGUGGGGAGGAGGAUGAGGAUGCGGGGAGGAAUCGAUAUGGAGAACUGCAAGGCAUGCGUCGGGUUAAGGAGGUGUUGGAAACGCAUGACUGGAGUGCCGCGGAGGAGGAGACCGAGGGGUUGGCGAUGGGACUCGGUAAUGACGGCGACGGCGACGACGAGGACGACCUGGAGACACAGCUACUCGGGCUGGACGACGAGGACGACGGGGCGGCCGGGUUCGAUUCCGAGGUGAAUGAGUUGGAGCGCGAGAUGGUCGGUCUGCGCAUGGCGAUCGAGCGCGGCAGCGACGAUUACUUCGUCGAGGAGGAUGAGGCGGACGAGGAGCUGCGGGUGGAUGCGGUGGAGGCGCUGCUGCUGCGGAUGCGAGCGAUCAAAGAUAUGAGCGACGGGUUACCCAAAACGGAACGGAAGCGAUUCGCUGCCAAAGCGGUGCGCGAUAUCAUGAAGGACUUAUAGCACAUACACCAUACUCCGUAUAUAUGAUAUGAUAUGGCAUGGCAUGAGAGGAUGUGGUCAAAGUUUCCUACAUAUACAGUACUGUACAUAUGAUAUCUAUUCAUG